Marchantia polymorpha subsp. ruderalis is the source of this 1746-nucleotide messenger RNA. The record is from the annotation of a GenBank genome assembly. Lineage: Eukaryota; Viridiplantae; Streptophyta; Marchantiopsida; Marchantiales; Marchantiaceae.
AUCGUGGCUGGAGGUCAUAUAAAUCGGCGAGUGCAUUCGGAGAGAUCUCCAAGUUCUGUGUGUGUGUGUGUGUGUGUUUGAAUGAACAUGUUCUGAGUGUCUAUACCCUGGUGUGCUGGAUUUACAGCAAGAGGCAACCAGCCGCGAGAAAAGAAAAGGCCAAUAUAUCGCUUUGUGCUUGCGUGAUUCAAGCAUUGAGGCGCUUACUGUAAGCUAAUUCGUGAUCGUCAUGGAGCUGGAUUCGAUGACUAAAGGCAAAUUAUCUAACAAGGAGAUGCCAGAGAUUAGAACGAUCUACAAAGCGUUCGACUUCGCCACAUCUUUUGCUCUCAAAUCAACUAUGACCAUGGGGAUUCCUGACGUCUUAGCCAGGUCGAAGGAGCCAAUGACGGCUGACAACAUCGUCGAAAAGCUUCCUUGCAAGAAUCCAGCUGCCGCUGCUGGUUAUCUGGAUAGAAUAAUGGAUAUCCUGAUUGUUCCAGGAUUCUACAGCAAAACUCCAGUUUCGAAUGCAGAUGGAAAGUCCCAUAAAGCUGCAUACGGGCUGACUCCCGUGUCGAGAAUGCUCGUCAAGGAUGAUGUUGAGUUCACGUUGCUGCCCAUAGCUCUGCUGCACGUGCAUCGAGUCUUCACAGACAGUUUCCAGCAUCUGCAUAAGAGUGUGUUGGAAGAUCGAGCGCCGAUGGAGGUUGCGCUGGGAAAACCGUUUUACGAAUACUUUGCAGAAAAUCAGGAAUUGCGGUCUACAUUCCAAGAAGCCUUGAGCUGCCACUCAAACUAUUGGAUCAAAAUUAUUGCGCAAGAGUACGAUGGGUUUGAUCAUACGAAGACUUUGGUGGAUGUUGGUGGCUGUGACGGUGAAUCUCUCAAAGAGCUGGUUGCAGUUCACCCACAUAUCCAUGGCAUCAACUUCGAUCUGCCAGCUGUGAUUCAAAAUGCUCCUCAGAUACCAGGAGUAGACCACGUAGGUGGUGAUUACUUUGCGUCUGUACCUGCUGGUGAUACCAUCUUUUUGAAGUUGGUACUCCACAACAAUGGCGACGAGGAGUGCUUAAAGAUCUUGAAGAAUUGCUACCAAGCUUUACCAGAACGAGGGGGCAAAGUCGUUAUAGGCGAGAGUGUGUACGACCAUGACAGCAAAGAAGAUGAGGCCCAAUUUGUCAAGCAUCUUGACGUGAUGAUGCUCUCUGUUUUCCUAAAUGGUCGGGAGAGAUCUUUCGACGCCUACAAGGCCUUGUUGACUUCUUGUGGUUUUGGCGAUUGCAAAUUGAUAAAGCUUUCUGGCAGCGUUGCUCUCAUAGAAGCAUAUAAGUAUUGAAUGUGAAAGCACUCUCAAACGUAGAGACCAACAGGUACGAUACACAGCUCUUUCAAUAGGUAAGGAAGAUCACAACUUCUCAUUGCAAGACUUGAUAAGUGCAUUCAGAGUCUGAGUGCCAAGAUAUAAUAGAUCUAGAGCCCGAGGCCGGUGACGGAAAAUUGCAAAUACGAAGUCAUUCCUUCGGUAACGAAAAUGACAUGCAGUCACUCCCGUCAGCAGCGUCAUGCAUAUCAAGAUCCAACUGUUAUUUUCGAAUUUAGAGCUUUUGUUUUUAAUGGAUACCACGAGGUGAUUCAAACCAUAUCAACUCUCAACUCAGGAGUUCCACAUCAGAAUAAGUUUCCAUUUCUGCAUGUAGUGAUAUAGUCAAGAGAUGCAAGAACAGAAAUUCAGUACUGCAAGUGAUGAGUAUGGUGUUGACCACC